AUGAUGGAAAAUUCCUCUGAAGAGUUCAUGUUUGUACUUCAUGGAUUGAAUGACACAAUAACAAACAGACAUAUUUACUUCGCAUUUGGUCUUCUUUUGUAUAUUUUGACACUAUCUGUAAAUUUAAUGUUAAUCAUAACAAUUAUUCUGGAUAAGACACUUCAUAAACCUAUGUAUCUGUUUAUAUGCAGUUUAUUUGUAAAUGGAAUAUGUGGUGCUUCUGCUUUCUAUCCAAAGAUCCUUGCUGAUCUUUUAUCAGACUCCCUUGUUAUACCAUAUACAGUGUGCCUGAUACAAACAUGUGUAAUUUUCUGUUAUGCUUUGUGUGAACUUACAUGUUUAACAGUCAUGGCAUAUGACAGAUACUUAGCUAUCUGUAAACCUUUGGAAUAUCUGUACAUUAUGACAUACCAGAAGGUUGUGAAACUGCUGGCUUUUUGUUGGCUCUUCUCCUUACUGCAAACUACAAUUGGGGCUGUACUGACAGCCAGACUGCCUUUAUGUGGUAAUGACAUUGACAUGCUUUAUUGUUCUAACUGGGAGGUUGUUAAGUUAUCUUGCAAAGAUGUGACUAUGAUGGAUGUGUAUGGGAACAUCCUAACACUUUCUACUGUUGCCCAAAUAACAUUUAUUAUUAUUUCAUAUAUUUACAUCAUUAGAACCUCUUUAAAGUCCAAGACAGGAAGGGUUAAAUUCAUACAGACAUGCCUUCCUCAUGUCAUGACCCUCACAAACUUCAUUGUUUCCCUACUGUUUGAUAUCACAUAUUCUCGCUAUGUGAAAAACCAAGCACAGCAAGCCUUGCACAAUAUCUUGGGUAUGGAGUUUCUGGUUGUGCCUCCUCUCCUAAACCCUAUAAUAUAUGGAAUGAAAUUGACUCAGAUGCGGCAACAGUUUGUGAAAAUGUAUUUUAACAAAUAUAAAACAGUGAGAAUGGGGUGA
Messenger RNA from Electrophorus electricus (electric eel), 942 nucleotides. RefSeq names its product olfactory receptor 4E1-like. Gene Ontology annotation, cellular component: membrane. The record is from RefSeq and is a predicted model, not a curated record. Gene Ontology annotation, molecular function: olfactory receptor activity; G protein-coupled receptor activity; odorant binding. Lineage: Eukaryota; Metazoa; Chordata; Actinopteri; Gymnotiformes; Gymnotidae. Gene Ontology annotation, biological process: detection of chemical stimulus involved in sensory perception of smell; G protein-coupled receptor signaling pathway.